AUGACUUACUUAACUCUGGAAGGACAUGUGGAGCUGGAGAAAUACAGAUAUGUUUACUUUAUUGCAUGUCUUAUAGUCUACCUGCUGACUAUUUGUUUUAAUUCUGUUGUUAUUUUUAUCAUAUGCAAAAACAAGUGUCUCCAUGAGCCGAUGUACAUUUUCAUUGCUGCUUUACUUUGCAAUUCUCUCUUUGGGACGACUGCUCUUUACCCUAAACUGCUGAGUGAUUUACUGUCUGAAAGACAAGGUGCCUCUUAUGAAGACUGUCUGUUUCAGUCAUUUUUUAUUCACAUAUAUGCUGCAGCAGAGUUCGCACUGUUAUCAGCUAUGGCCUAUGACAGAUAUGUGUCCAUAUGUAAACCAUUACAAUAUGCAGCUCUUGUAAAAAUGUCCACCGUUAAAAAGCUCUUAUUUUGCUGCUGGUUUGUGCCUUCCUGUGAAACUGGUGUUGGGAUGAUACUAAAAUAUCAACUGAAGCUGUGCGACUUUAAGAUAAAUAGAAUUUACUGUAAUACUGGUGCGAUUGUUAAAUUGAGCUGUGGAGACACAUCUGUGAAGACGUUUUAUGGGAUGGUUAUUUUUUGCGUUGCUGUAUUUCCACCAGUGAUCUUUGUCAUUUUGUCAUAUGUUGGAAUACUUGAAGUCUGUUUAAGGAGUUCAAAAGAUUGUAGAAGAAAAGCUCUACAGACCUGCUUCCCGCACCUCUUCAUUUUCACCAGUUUUACUGUCACUUCAUGUUUUGAAGUGAUCAAUAACAGAUUAGAAGGAAAAAUGCCUCAUAUUGUCACCAUGAUAAUGUCAGUUGAAAAUUUUGUCAUCCCUCCUCUAAUUAAUCCAAUUAUAUAUGGACUGAAACUGCAGGAAAUUUGGAAUAGCAUUAAGAAACUGAUUUGGAAAAGGAAGAUGCAUCAUUUUAGUCCCAUGACUCAUGGUGGAUAA
Colossoma macropomum (tambaqui) is the source of this 939-nucleotide messenger RNA. RefSeq names its product olfactory receptor 10J4-like. The coding region runs from base 1 to 939 and encodes 312 amino acids. Gene Ontology annotation, biological process: G protein-coupled receptor signaling pathway. The record is from RefSeq and is a predicted model, not a curated record. The transcript has a single exon. Gene Ontology annotation, molecular function: olfactory receptor activity; G protein-coupled receptor activity. Gene Ontology annotation, cellular component: membrane. Lineage: Eukaryota; Metazoa; Chordata; Actinopteri; Characiformes; Serrasalmidae.